Molecule: messenger RNA, 231 nt
Organism: Protopolystoma xenopodis
Lineage: Eukaryota; Metazoa; Platyhelminthes; Monogenea; Polystomatidea; Polystomatidae
Source: the annotation of a GenBank genome assembly
AUGGAAGAACAUGAAGCUCUCCAUGCCUUAACCGGACUCCCUGAUGCUCGUGCUGCUGGACCUGAGAGAGGCCCUUCAAUAUUGACGCGAAUUUCUCAAGAUCUACCCGUUCUUGGAGUGGCGGCCUGGUCGGGUAGAAUUUCGUCAACGCUGCUCCCCGAGUUCGCUUGCGCUAUACUUUCUUCCAACCUCUGGCCUGGUGCCCACGCGGUGGCUAACUCAUCAGGGUAG